Messenger RNA from Prorocentrum cordatum, 847 nucleotides. The record is from the annotation of a GenBank genome assembly. Lineage: Eukaryota; Dinophyceae; Prorocentrales; Prorocentraceae.
AGGCGGCAUCGCCGCAGCGCGCGCGCAGGCGCGCGCGCCGGUGCCGCCGCGGGCGGGGGGGCGAGCGGCGCCGCGGGGAUCUCCGGGCGCGGGCCGCCAUGGGCUGCGGCGGCUCGGUCGGCCAUCGGGACCAGGAGCUCCAGGACUCGCGGAGGGAGCUGAGCGAGGAGCGCGGGCGCCUCCAGGCCAAGGAGGAGACCAUCUCGUCGCUCCGGACCAGCCUGCGGGACAGCGAGCAGGCCUCCAGGGACCGCUCCGAGUCGUCGCGGUCGCUGGAGCUCCUGAGGUCGGAGCUGCAGGCGCGCCAGGCCGUCCACGACCUGGAGCUGCACCAGCAGCGGGAGAGACUGACCCAGGAGCACCGCCAGCAGAUGUCGGCGCUGCAGGAGGAGCGGGUCGAGGCCUCGCAGGUGCACACGCUCAAGCUCAGCGAGGAGGCUUUCGGGCGGCGCGCCCUGGACGAGCGGCAGCAGGCCCUACUGGAGAAGCUCCAGGACAGCGUCCAGUCGGAGGUCGCGCAGUACCGCCGGCAGGCCGAGGACGCGGAGCGGGAGCUGCGGCGGGCGGAGGCCUCGUGCGCGCCCCUGCGAGCGGAGCGCGGCGAGGCGGCCGAGGCCCUGGCUGAGGCGCGCGGGCUCCUGAGGAGCGAGCAGGCCGAGCACGCGUCCUCCGCCAGCAGGGUCCGAUUCGACGCCCUUCUCGACGAGCAGAACGUGGCUCCAAGGCAACGGGAAGGCACGGGCGGGACGCUCGGGAGUUCGGAGGUGGCGCGAGCGCGCCUCGGCCUGCCGCUGUCCCCCCCCGAAACCCCGCCUCCCGAGCCCCCCUCCAGCGCGCUCCCCCGCCC